Messenger RNA from Sitodiplosis mosellana (orange wheat blossom midge), 1366 nucleotides. RefSeq names its product signal transducer and transcription activator-like. The coding region runs from base 363 to 1340 and encodes 325 amino acids. NCBI's taxonomy places the organism in Eukaryota, Metazoa, Arthropoda, Insecta, Diptera, Cecidomyiidae. Gene Ontology annotation, molecular function: DNA-binding transcription factor activity, RNA polymerase II-specific; RNA polymerase II cis-regulatory region sequence-specific DNA binding. The record is from RefSeq and is a predicted model, not a curated record. Gene Ontology annotation, biological process: regulation of transcription by RNA polymerase II; defense response; regulation of cell population proliferation. The transcript is spliced from 5 exons.
UUUUUUCUUUUUUUUCUUUUUUUUCUUUUUUUUCUUUUUUUUCUUUUUUUUUCUUUUUUUGAUAAAGUUUUACCAUCUAAAACUAAGAUGAUCGUUUUGUUAAAGAAAAUUGUACUAAAAAAUAAAACAAAAUGAAAUCAAACCAGCUUCUUUAAUUUUUCUUUGAAUAUUUUCAAGCAUUAUAAUAAGGAAUCUAAUGGAAAAUUUUCUUAUUGUAGACUUUCAUUUGUUGUUAACGGUACGUCUAAAUUAUUCAUUAGUUUUGUUACUUCUGUUAAUGAAUAAUUCGAGUUCUUUAUGAGUUCUGGAAUGGUUUUGAGAAGAUCGAUUCGAACUCAUGAUGAAAUGAUGCUUCGAGUACGAUGAGCGUGUUGGACAUAAUUAGAGAAUGUUAUGGUCGAAUCUAUUGUGUUGAUAGUUUUGAAAUGGAAUUCACUCAUGAAAUAACCAUUAUGCUACAAAAAUUGGUUCAGUCGAGUUUUGUCGUAGAUCAACAGCCACCUCAAGUCAUAACCGAAGGCAAAAGAUUUGAUGCCUGUGUGCGCGUGCUUCUGCCCGAAUACAUUACAAUUUACGAAGAAGAACUACCAAAGGUCACCGUUUCAAUUUUAUCGGAAUCACAAAAAAGCCAACAGCAUCAACAGCAACGCCCUGAUAAUGCAAAUUCGGGUAUAAUCGAUAUGGAUGAAUGCUGUUUUACAAUAAGUCCAUCGAACGAUCAGCGUUCAGUAUGCCAUUUAAGUAAAAUAACACUGAGAAAUAUUAGAAGAGACACCAAUAAAAGGACCAACAAAUCUGUGAUGGAUGAAAAGUUCUGUCUGCUUUUUGAAACCGAAUUAAAAUUUAACAUCUCGUCAGUUCGUGUGUGGACCAUGUCAGUUCCGGUGACGGCUGCAUCGAACGUAUGUCAAAAGAAAGAUGGUUUGGCAACCAUCGCAUGGGACAAUGCAUUCUUUGAAAUUGGUCGAACUACAUUUGAUGUUCCAACUCAAGUGCCGUGGUCACUAAUGGAACGGGCGCUAAGCAUGAUUUUCUACCAUCAAACUGGCUGCUAUUUGACAGCAGAUCACUUGCAAAGCUUGUAUGAAAAAGUGUUUGGCCCAUCGCCAAGGGAGCACCGUUCGAUGUCGUGGAAACAAUUUGGAAAGGCUCAACUGCAACCACGUACGGAUUUCUCAUUUUUCACUUGGUUCUACGAAGCAGCGAAACUGACGCGAGUGCAUCUCAGCGAUGAAUGGCAAAAGGGACUUAUCAUUCAAAUUAUGUACGAAGCAAUUCGAUCCAAUGGUGCGAAUUCAUCCGAAAGAUUGAAUCUCAUCUGCAGAAUCGAUCAAAUUUAAAAAUCUUUGCCUGCAAUUCAAUUGAU